This is a messenger RNA of Schistocerca piceifrons (Central American locust), 2758 nucleotides long. RefSeq names its product patatin-like phospholipase domain-containing protein 2. Gene Ontology annotation, cellular component: lipid droplet; cytoplasm; membrane. Bases 162 to 2003 code for a protein of 613 amino acids. Gene Ontology annotation, molecular function: triacylglycerol lipase activity. The transcript has 12 exons. Lineage: Eukaryota; Metazoa; Arthropoda; Insecta; Orthoptera; Acrididae. Gene Ontology annotation, biological process: lipid homeostasis; triglyceride catabolic process. The record is from RefSeq and is a predicted model, not a curated record.
UGUGACGGAAGCAACAAAAUCAGUAGUACGCGCGUAAGAGACGGUAGUCCCGUGCAAGCAGGCAGCUGGGGACAUACAUCUAGUUUGGCAGCUGGCAUAAUACACAACUCCCUGGGUAGACAGCAAACAAGACGCACAGAGUCUUCGUGUUUAGCAGCACCAUGGCUUCGGCUUCGAAAAUGAACUUGUCGUUUGCUGGCUGCGGCUUCCUUGGAAUAUAUCAUAUCGGAGUCGCCGUGUGUUUUAAGAAGUUCGUACCUCACGUGCUGUUGAACAAGAUUUCUGGAGCGUCUGCUGGAGCCAUCGCUGCCUGUGCGCUCCUCUGCGAGUUGCCAAUUGGUGAAAUCACAACAGAUGUUUUACGUGUUGUACAAGAAGCUAGAAAGAAGACACUGGGUCCAUUUAACCCAUCCUUUAAUGUCCAGAAUCUUUUGCUUGAAGGCCUCGAUAAGGUACUUCCUGAAGAUGCUCACCUAAGAGUGAAUGGAAAAUUGCAUAUAUCACUGACAAGGGUAUAUGAUAGGAAAAAUGUAAUUGUGUCGCAGUUCAACAGCAAGGAAGACUUAAUGCAGGCUCUACUAGCAAGCAGUUUUGUUCCAGUCUUCUCUGGGCUUCUACCACCUAGGUUCCACGGUAUUCGGUACAUGGAUGGUGGUUUUAGUGACAAUCUUCCAACUUUAGAUGAGGACACAGUUACUGUUAGCCCUUUCUGUGGCGAAUCUGACAUAUGUCCACGUGAUACUUCGUCACAGCUUUUCCAUAUAAACCUUGCCAACACCAGUAUUGAACUUUCACGUCAAAAUGUAUAUAGAUUUACAAGGAUUCUUUUCCCUCCUAAACCUGAGACUUUAGCAAAAAUGUGCCAUCAAGGAUUUGAUGAUGCAAUGGCAUUCUUGGCAAGAAGAAAUAUGAUAAACUGUAACCGCUGUUUAACUAUCCAUGCGUCAUAUGAGAUUAAAGAUCCUCUCAAUUUCAGCACAGAGUCAGAAUCAAAUUGUGAAGAGUGCAUUGCACACCAAAGGGCUGCAAAAAUUGCUAAGUUACCAGAAGCUGUUGUCUCAGUUUUUCAAGAUGCUAUAGCUUCAACUAAUAAUGGUUUCACUAACUGGAUUUUCCAAUACAAAGGGAUGAAGCUGUUAUCAAUAUUGAGUUUGCCAUAUGUACUGCCAGUCGACAUCAUGUAUGCCACAUUCACAAAGUUCGUGGCUGCAGCACCACACAUUGGUAAUAACUUAUGGAAUAUCAGCAAAUUUCUGAUUCAGCAGGUGUCAGAACUCUUUGAAAACAUUAGUAAAACACAAAAAUUAGCAGCAUCAAUAAACUGCCAACUUGCAAUCACAAACUUUGGAGGCUCUAAAUAUGACAUUGACACUGGAGUUGAUGCUCCCUUGAAGUCAAAAAUGAAUUUAAACUUCACACUGAAUAUGGCAAGCAGGGAACGAAAGAAUAUAGUCAGAGCUAUAGAACAAAGGAGAUGUAGUUCGGCUAUGAGUGAGAUGCCACUUGAUGACGACACUUUCGAGCAGAUACUUAGAGUGACAUCAGAGCAUGAAACAGUUAUAGGAUUUUAUUACCAAGACAAAAAUAACAGGGUAACAAUGACUGAAAUAUAUGAUGUGACUGAUGUUGAUUUACCUGGAGCACUGUCACCUGAAGAGCAAGAGAACAACACUUACCUGCAAUUUGAUGAAGACUUUGAUGACCCUACCUCAAGUACAUGGCCAUCUCAGCUUACUCUUAAUGGACCAUACUCUCCCUAUAACAACAGCAUGGCUAGUAUUUCUGAUUUAUCACUGGAUGAUGCUGACCAUAUUGCUGCAGAAUCAGCCAAUGUGUUUUCGGAUCCAGAAAGUGAGUGGAACGGUAUGCACAGUAAUGGCUCAUUCUAUGCCGACACAUCACCAGACAAUGGUGAACAGUCAUUACCAGAGUCGGAGCAACAGACACCAGAAACUGAGAGACUAUUGACAAGGAAACCAUCUUAUUUGGUGUUGACAGAUUAAAUGAGUCCACAAAUUAUGUAAAAUGACUGAUGUACUGCACAACACUCAAAAUGUACUGUUGUGAAUUACACUGUGAAGAUAUUCUGACAAUUCAAAGUAGAAUUUCCAUUGAAAACAGUGUGUUUUUAAAUAUUAAACUGUUCAGUGGAGUCAUUGCAUAAUGACAAUAAACCUUGCUGCAAGGACCUGAUAUUUACAUGCCAGUGUUCUUACCAAUAAGUCAGUUGAACAGUUAUUCAUUAUUUAGACUCCUAAAUCAGCAGUACUAAAUUGUGUCAUGUAACUGGUAACUGUAACUGUAACUAUAAAGUGACCUUUCUCUGUUGUGAAAUGUACAGUCCUUCAAAAAAGACAGAGAAAGCAAGUUUUAAGAACAUUGUAAAAGUGUACUUAGUAAGUGGAAGAGUUAUUUAUUAUUUAAUUUAUUUAUUUAUAAAUAAAGUUAUCAUUAAUAUGCGAAUUUUGUAAAAAUGUUUGUAAAUAGAAAUCAAAGCCUCCCAAUACCAUAGAAACGUAAAUUAAUUUUGCCUAGAAUCUGCUUUUAUGAAUGUCUCAAUGUUAAAACACCUAGAAAAAUGUUUUCAAUAUAAAUUUUAUUAUAAUGACAUAAUUGUGGACAUUCUUCUUCAUAUUAUUAUUAUUAUUAUUAUUAUUAUUAUUAUUAUUCAUAACCAAUGAACUGUGAUAACUGUAUAAAUGUAUUAUAAUGUAAAUAUAUGCCUUGUUUUGUAAUUAAACCAUCAUCUUUGAUAAAA